Messenger RNA from Aspergillus tubingensis, 3156 nucleotides. RefSeq names its product ankyrin repeat protein. The record is from RefSeq and is a predicted model, not a curated record. Bases 1 to 3156 code for a protein of 1051 amino acids. Lineage: Eukaryota; Fungi; Ascomycota; Eurotiomycetes; Eurotiales; Aspergillaceae. The transcript has 2 exons. Gene Ontology annotation, molecular function: protein binding.
AUGGGUUGUUUGGGAUUGAAAAGGUUGCUUGGAAAGAAGCCAACGCACGAAAAACAUGUUCAACCAGCAAACACGGCGGUUGCAAACGGGGCAGUUGGUCCUCGGCCAGCUCAACAAGAUCGGCCUGUGAAGUCAACCAAUGCUUCUCUCAGCAAGGAAACACCGGCCCGUGAUGAAUCGCUCUGGGACCAGGCGUAUAAGAAUCUCGAUCCAGGCUUGGUUGAAAAAUAUGAAGAAUUAUUGGCAAAACAAAGACAGGAGAUUAAUGAUAAUUCUUGCAAGAAUGGAACCAACCGCCAACAAGACUUGGACAUCAUCAUCAAUCACGGGCUUCAUCAGGCAGAAAUCCAAAGGACGGGUGUUCAGGAAGGCUUGGCCCAAGCUGCAAGCUGGAUUUUGUCCGUGAAAGACUUCAUUGGAGAAGCGGUCAAGGCAUCGCCAGAAGCGUCGUUGGCAUGGGCAGGGGUCUGCAUUGUCCUGCCAUUGCUGACGAACCCCCAGAGUGCGGCACAGGCCAACAAGAGUGGAUUCACGUAUGUCACCGGUCGCAUUCGCUAUCAUGUCGAACUGGAGCGGAUUUUGUGGUCAACUUCCAGCCCGAGCUCGGAUCAUACGGGGCUGAAAGAACAAUUCAAUGCCAACAUUGUCAAGUUGUACCAGGAAAUCCUGCACUUUGAGGUCAAGAGUGUUCUGCGCUUUCAUCGCAGCUGGCAGCGAAACUUCGCUGGUGAUAUCUUCCAACCGGAAGAUUGGAACGGCAUGGUUUCCUCGAUCAAAGAUCUCGAAAAUUUGGUCCAGCAAGAUGCUGCCACCAUUAGCACCGAGGUAUCCCGACGGCAUCUAAACGAAGUGGAACAAAGUACUCGCCACAACUUUGAGUCAAUGCAAAAGCUUCUUCCAUUGGCACAACGGCACCUUGAAGUGGAUAUCGAGGCUCUCAACCUCCAACGCCAGAUGCAUGAGGAAGCAUUGUCGGUCAAGGAACAAGAAUGUAGGCAGCUUUUCCGCCUGGCCAGAAACGAGGAGGACUCAUCCUAUGAAUUGUACAAGAGCCGAGUUGACGAUCGGCUCGAGGGCACCUGCGAAUGGUUUCUAGAACAGCCCCAUUUUAACCAGUGGCUGGACAAUGAUAGAGGGCUUUUGAUCGUUUCAGCAGAUCCUGGUUGUGGCAAGUCUGUUCUUGCCAAGCAUCUCAUCGACAAUGUGUUGUCCCAGUGCAAUCCAUCCGCCACGAUAUGCUACUUUUUUUUCAAAGAUGGAGACCAGAAUACACAGAAGCAAGCUAUCUGCGCAUUGCUGCAUCAGAUCUUCACGAACAAGCCUGAAUUGAUCAAGCUUGCAAUGAACGUAAUCAAUGACAACGGGCAGGAAACCGUCAACGUGGUUACUAAGCUCUGGGAUAUCUUUUCCCGGGUCAUCAAGGACCCUGCUAUGGGACAAACCAUCUUUGUGUUGGAUGCGCUAGAUGAAUGCAAGGAAUCCGAAUUAGUUGACCUGACAGACAACAUUAAGUUCGUUCAAAACGAUGGUGAAACCAGGGCUAGGUUCUUCGUGACCAGCCGACCGUACGAAAAUAUCAUAUUGGAAUUCCAAGAGCUCUUUGAUCAUUCUCCCCAUAUUCACAUACCGGGCGAAAAUGAAUCCGACAAGAUUAGCCAAGAAGUGAACAUCGUCAUCAAACAUCGUGUUGAGCGCCUGGCUCGAAAGAAGCGUCUCUCUGCCCCCAUCCAGAGCUACCUGGAAGAGCGACUACUUCGAAUGGAGCACCGGACAUACCUUUGGGUCCAUCUUGUUUUUGAAUACUUCGAAACACAUAGCUUUCAAAAAGUCAAAAAAGGGAUUGACAGGGUUUUCAUCGAUAAGCUCCCCAAGGACGUCAACGAUUCAUAUUGCAAGAUCCUUAGUAAAUCUGAGGACAUGGACAUGGCGCGAAAGGCCUUUUGCAUUAUGCUGGCUGCAUCCCGCCCCUUGACGUUGACGGAGAUGAACAUUGCUGUCAAUCUAGACCUUGACUCAGAUGAGCUGGAUCUAGAAUCGGACGAAGACUUUCAGGCCUCGUUGCGAAGCUGGUGUGGUUUACUUUUAUCAGUGAAUAACAAGAAGGUGUUCUUCCUACACCAAACAGCGCGAGAAUUCCUGGCGCAGAAAAAUGGCUUUGGUCGCUGCAGCGAACGUGGCCCGAUUGAUUCAAAUGAGGCACAUGGCGUCCUUGCCAUCAGCUGCAUCACAUAUAUCGACAAGUUCAUGCCACGGGCUCAUCAGACCAACUCAGCAGAAGAUCUAACUUCGAUUAAUAUAAAUCUAGACUUCUCCAAAUAUUCUGCUGACGGGUGGUCUUCCCAUAUCCGGGCUGCAGCACUGGAAGAUGACCAGGACCUGGAGCCAAUCCUCACCAGAAUCUGUGAUCCAAAAUCCGAUGUCUUUGCCUCUUGGUGCGGCGCUGAGCGCGGGGCCCCGGGGGAAGAAACCCGCAAUACAUUGUGGAUGGCCGCCAACUUCGGCCUGACUUCGGUUGUUAAGAGAAUCCUUCAGGACGAGGAGAUCGAAGACGCUUGGAAUAAGUUGGAACAAAGGAUUUCCCACGUCGCUGCAACCUGUUGUAAUUUCGAGGUCCUAAAUCUCCUGCUUGACUGUGGGAAACUAGACUGGGAUAUGAGGGACAAACUUACUAAUACUCCGUUGUUCCGCGCCAUACUCUCAAAACAUGUAGCAAGCGUGCGAUGCUUGCUUAAUAGUGGUAAAGCUGAUGUCCGCGACGGAUGCUACGAAGGCACACCCUUGAUCUGCGCAUUGAAGUUCUCAAGCGACGAAAUGGUCGAAUUUCUCGUUCAUACCGAAGGUAUCGAGGUGAAUGGACUCUGGUGGGGAAACAACGCGCUCGCAGUGGCAGUGCGCGAAAGGAGAUAUAAAAUGGUGAAGCUACUGCUUGAUAUGGAGGCGGUAGAGACGAACCCAUCUGAAGGCAUAACACCACUGUUUGAGGCGGUCAUGCAGGAUGACGAGGCCAUGGUCAGGCUGUUACUAGAUUCAGGAAGGAUAGACCUGAAUCAGCAGUGUGAGAUAGGUCUUAUAACAGGCACAGCUUUGAUGUUUGCCCGAUUCUAUGGGUUCCAUAGAAUAGCGGAAUUGCUCGUUAAGGCUGGCGCGGUUGAAUAG